AUGGUCGCAGUGCAGCCCCUGCCGCCUUCUGAUGGGCAAAGGGUUGGGGUGCUCCUACGCAGGAAGGUCAAAUCUCUACAAGCGAGUCGAGGGCGCGCAGCUUGGACCCUCGUGUUGGUCAGCAGAGCCUUUCCUUCCAUGCCCGGUGCCCUGGCGCCCUCGCCUUCGGGGGCUUCUUUGAGCCCUCGGUUGCUGACGUCCCGGAUCUCCAAGGCCAGAUCUGCUGCUGCCGUCCUCUCGGAGGUUGCCUUGGUUGCGGACCUCCCCAUCUUCAACGAGUUCCAUGUGGGAGCCGCCCUCUCGAAACUGGCGCGGCUCAAAAACUCCAAAAGCCUGGGCCCGCGGGAGAUGAGGAGCCCUGCGUGGCGGAGGUUGGAGUUGCAGCUGCAGCGCCUGCUCUCCGCUGACCAGCUACAGCCCCGCCAGCUUUCCAACUGCCUCUGGGCCCUGGCGGUUCUUAAGGAGACCCGGCCACAGGUGCUCACGCUGCGCACGGUUCCCUUGCUCUUGCGACGCAUGAAGGCAAGGGCCAUGCAGAUGAAGGCCCAGGACGUAUCCAACAACCUCUGGUCCCUGGUUCAGCUGCGCAGCGACGCCCCGGCAGAGCAGCUUUGUUCCGCUGCCGAAGCUGUGGUGGGCCAGCUGCGCCGCACUGUGAGCUCCAUGAAUCCUCAAGAGUUGACGAACAGCCUCUGGUCCUUGGCGCAGCUGACGGAGUCAGCCUCCACGGCGAAGGCCCACCGAGCUUUGGUGGCCCUGGCCAACCGCCUCGCGCAAAAGCCGGGCGGACUGAUCCCGCAGGCACUGGCCAACUGUCUCUGGGCCUGUGCGGAGCUCCAGGACGCUCUGCCCAACACCACGAGCGCUGCAAGCGUGCGACGCGCCAUCCGGGAGGCUGUGCCUCCCUUGGCCUCCCGUGCAGCCGCUGCAGCUGGGAAGAUGAGGCCGCAGGAGCUGAGCAACUGCCUCUGGGCGGCCGCGCGGAUGCAACAGAGAGUUCCGGAAGUUCUGGUGCCAGUGAGGGCCGUGGCUGAGAACAUCGCGCAACGUGCAAGUGAGAUGAAGGAACAGGAGUUGAUCAACAGUCUCUGGGCAGCUACGUGCUUGGCGGACACGGUGCCAGAGGUGCGUGAAGCCGUGCCGGCCAUAUCGCAGUACUUGCCGCCGAAGGCCAUUCAACUGAUCUCCGAAAGCAGAGAAAGCAGAGCACUUGGGGUAUGA
Symbiodinium sp. CCMP2456 is the source of this 1221-nucleotide messenger RNA. NCBI's taxonomy places the organism in Eukaryota, Dinophyceae, Suessiales, Symbiodiniaceae. The record is from the annotation of a GenBank genome assembly.